CGACUCCCCGAAAAUUAUACUCUAUAUUUCCGAAUUUGACUUAAAAGUUAGUUAAUUACACUAGCAAAAUGGCGGAGUUUGAGGCCAGUCUUGCACGCAUGACGGAACUGUACUUCAAAGAGGAGGAAGAGGAGCCGAAGGGACCGCCCAAGCUGACCAAAGCCCAGAAGAAGGCCCUCAAGAAGGAGGCCAAGAGGCAGGCGUUGAUUGAGGAGAAACGCCUGAUUAUGCGGGAUGCUCUUAUGAGGGAGCUGGAGAUGGGCAAGCGCAUGGAACACAAGGGCAAUGAAGAAUGGCAUGAGAUGUGCCGUGAAAUCAAAAUCAAGGAGCUAAACGAAGAGAUGAUCGCAUGGGGUGAACGCUCAGAGCGGAACAUCCAGGCCAAGAACGACCACAUCAAGAUGCUUCUCGAUGACAUGUCGCAGACGCAAGAUCAGCAUGUGCGCUCCUACAGCAAGACAGUGGAACUGAUCGACCACAUCCGCGACUGCUUUCAUGCGAUGUUGGGCGUGGUAAGGAGCAUGUAUGACCAGCAGGCUGACGAAAUGCUUCGCGACUAUUACGAGGAGGUGCGUCGGCGCACCGAGGAAGUGGAAGCCAUGAAAAUGAACUCCGAGAACAUUAUCCAUGCCACGAACAUUUGCACUAGGGAUCAGCUAAAGGAGGACUACCAAAUUUACCUAGAGCAGCGUGAUGAUCGCGUCAACACCGAGAUUGAGAACAGGUUCAAGAUCCGAGAUCAGAUUGUCCGCCGGAUGACGAACAUGCAGCAGCAGCUCAAUGACUUUGUGGAGUCGCUGAGGAGUACUGAAUUGGAUGCCCACAAGUACGAGAAGAUCCACUGGCUAACGGAGCGUCAGGAGGCCUUCAUGGAGGAGUCACGUAAGUUGAAUGCCGAAGAGUCCAAGUACAUCAACAUGCAGGCUGAGCUCCAACGCGAAAUGGUUCGCAUGGAUGCUGAGAACAACUCCACUCUCAACGAUCUCCGCCUGGAGUUCCAGUACUUCACUAACGUGCGCAAGAAGAUCGAGCUUAACCAGGAGAUGGACCGGAAAAUCACACACGAGAAGCUGCGUAUCCUCACCGGCGAAUGUUACGAGUUGACCAAGCAAAUGGAGAAGCACGUGAAAAGCGGGGAACUACUUUUGGCCCUGUCGAUCACCUGCAGGAAACUCCAAACGGAGGCCGAGAAAGUAAUCCUGGGUGGCGAACUCUUUGACGAAACCCAGGUGGAUGUGAAUGAGAACUUUAAGCUGCAGACUCUUAAUUUAAAGGAUCACGUGGACAUGACCGAGGAUGAGCUAGUGGAGCUGAAUAAAAGUUUAAAGAAUUUCUGGCGCCGCCAAGCAAUGGCCGAGGCCCAAAACAUGCUGAUGAUGGAGGAGAAGCGUCGUCUCAACGAGGAUAACCAGCGCCUUAUCGACUUCAUAAAAUCCAUGAGCGUCACUGAGGAUCCCGAGGAGCUGCGAACUGCCAUGCAUGUUUCCAUUCCGAGCCAGCCAAUGCCACCCAAGCUCUUUGAUACCAAGUGCCAGGAAAAUAGGUCCAGGAAGGUUAUUAAGUCGCCGGUGGCUCACAAGGAGGCUAAAUAUGAAGCUCAAUAUGUUUUGUCCAAGGUGAUGGUGGAUAAUUGAGUAUUUCCAGGAGAUCCACAAAAGUUAUUAAAGUCUGCUGUUAAAUGUUUAAAGGUGAUAUUGAAUUUUGGCGUAAUUCCAAAAUAUGUCUCCACAAAAAUUAAUUUAAGGUUAAAUUAAAAUCAAGACAAGAGUAGACCCAAAAAUAAUAUUUUUCAUGGAGUAUAUAUUAUAGUUUUCAUUUUAAUAUUUACGUAUUUGCUGAACACAUGCAUGGAUAGUGCCAAAAGCAAUGUGUAGUAUAACAGUUUUUUAUCUAAAAAGAAAUUUAGACGUCCUUUUACUUAUCAUAAAUGUGCAAACUGCAAGUCUUUACUCUACUAAAUAUUACCAAUUUACUAAAAGAAUGUUAAAACUUUUUUUAACACUUUUUAGAAAACU
This is a messenger RNA of Drosophila eugracilis, 2015 nucleotides long. Its product is annotated as dynein regulatory complex subunit 2. The record is from RefSeq and is a predicted model, not a curated record. Gene Ontology annotation, biological process: cilium-dependent cell motility; axonemal dynein complex assembly; regulation of cilium movement. Lineage: Eukaryota; Metazoa; Arthropoda; Insecta; Diptera; Drosophilidae. Gene Ontology annotation, cellular component: axonemal dynein complex; axoneme. The transcript is spliced from 3 exons. The coding region runs from base 69 to 1634 and encodes 521 amino acids.